Messenger RNA from Salmo salar (Atlantic salmon), 2549 nucleotides. The record is from RefSeq and is a predicted model, not a curated record. NCBI's taxonomy places the organism in Eukaryota, Metazoa, Chordata, Actinopteri, Salmoniformes, Salmonidae.
UCGUUUGCUAACUACUGUACAGUAAGUAGCGCGGAACGAGAGCAUUUCUUUUUAAGCUGUUGUGUGUUGUUGGGAAGAACAGCAGCAGGCGAAUCCGAGGUCAAAUUGGGCCAAUUUUAUCCUGAAGGCGUAGUUGGCUAACGUUUGUUCACUGGCUGAUUUGAUAAGUUUGCAAGCUAACUUAAUUGUUUCUGGUCACAGAAGAAGCAGACGUUGGGACAAAUCCCUGCGGAGACCAUGGCAGACGACUUUGAUGUUGAGGCUAUGCUAGAGGCUCCAUACAGAAAGGACAAAAAGAGCUUCAUCUUAGAACAUCCUAUCACCUGUUUGGUUGCAACAAGGGCGAGAUGUGUGACAGAGGUGGCAUCGAACUCUUACAGUCCAAGAAGGAAAAUGGGUGAAGAUCACUGGACUGACAUCAACCACAGGAUCUCUUUUAGCGGCUGUGGGCCAAGCAUGGUCUCAGUGGGCUUAGGAACAGAUAGUGGUACUGGAUGAGAUAAAGUCCUCUAGUGCUAAUGGACAGGAAGAGCGCAGUAAUAAGAAGAAAAAGAGGAGCCACAGUAGGAGUAGUCGGAGCCUGAGCUCUGACAAACGCAGAAGCAAGAGCAAAGAUGGGAAGAAGAGCCGGGAUCGGAAAAGGAGAAAGAGUCCGGAGAAGAAACAGAGCCGCAGUAAAGAGCGCCGGCGCAGUGGUUCCCAUAGCAGGGAAUAUGCUGAACGCUACAGAGGAAACCGGAGCCCCUUUUGGAAAUGCUCAAGAAGUCGUAGCCCCUUCAAGAAAGACAAGAGUCCAGUAAGGAAACCAAUUGACAACCUGACCCCAGAGGAGAGGGAUGCCCGCACUGUUUUUUGUAUGCAGCUGGCAGCCAGAAUCAAACCACGAGACCUAGAGGACUUCUUCUCAGCUGUGGGGAAAGUGAGAGACGUGAGAAUGAUCUCUGACAGAAACUCCAGGAGGUCAAAGGGCAUUGCCUACAUUGAGUUUCUGGAAGUGAAUUCAGUCCCGCUGGCUAUUGGCUUGACUGGUCAGAGACUUCUAGGAGUGCCCAUCAUCGUACAGGCCCCUCAGGCUGAGAAGAACAGAGCUGCAGCAAUGGCCAACAACCUUCAGAAGGGUAAUGCUGGCCCUAUGCGGCUGUAUGUGGGCUCUCUGCACUUCAACAUCACAGAGGACAUGCUGCGAGGUGUCUUCGAGCCUUUCGGAAGGAUUGAGAGCAUACAACUGAUGAAUGACAGUGAAACUGGACGAUCCAAAGGAUAUGGUUUCAUCUCAUUUGCAGAUGCAGAGUGCGCUAAGAAGGCCCUGGAGCAGCUGAAUGGCUUUGAGCUGGCCGGACGGCCCAUGAAGGUUGGUCAUGUGACGGAACGCACCGACCCCUCCACCGCCAGCUCCUUCCUGGACAACGACGAGCUGGAGAGGACAGGCAUCGACCUGGGCACCACCGGGCGCCUGCAGCUCAUGGCCCGGCUGGCAGAGGGUACUGGUCUUCAGAUCCCCCCGGCUGCACAGCAGGCUCUACAGAUGAGUGGUUCCAUCCACUCGACUCCAAUCCACUUCGUCAACAUGGCAGCUGGUACAGACAUACAAGCCAGCCUGAACCCACCCCCUGAAGCUCCUGCCACCCCUUCACUGAACCUGGCUCCAAGCAGGAACCAGGCCAUGAACCUCUCAACGCAGCCACUGGCUACUCACUGCCUACAGCUGUCCAACAUGUUCAACCCACAGUUGGAAAAUGAACCCGGCUGGGAUGUCGAGAUUCAAGAUGACAUCAUUGAGGAGUGCAACAAACACGGUGGAAUUGUCCACAUAUACCUCGACAAGAACUCCCCUCAGGGCAACGUGUACAUAAAAUGCCCCACAAUCCCAACAGCAAUGGCUGCAGUGAAUGCGCUACAUGGGCGGUGGUUUGCAGGUAAAAUGAUCACUGCAAUGUACGUACCUUUCCCGACCUACCAUAACCUUUUCCCUGAUUCGUUAACGGCAGCCCAGUUAUUGAUGCCUGUGCGGCAAUGAUUCUGCCACGCAUGGAGUAGAUGUCACAAUGCCUGUUGGCUUCAAUAAUGUAAACUUUUGCCAAUAUGUUGGGAUCUUAUUGAACGCAGUAGAAAAUUACUGUACCAGUUCCACCCUAUCUUCAUCACACAAUGUUUUCUUGUUCAGUCUGACAGCUAUUAGAGGCUAAGCUUGAGUUCUUCUGUAGCCACACAUUUCUGUAGCUGCACUUGAGCAAAUUGUUGUUUUAACCUGCAUUGUGAAAAGACUACCUUUUGGGGUUUUGGUGGGGGGAGGGGCACGUAGGGUUCGGAGUUGUUUUACAGUGGGAAGUCUGCGUAUAUUUCUGUUGAAACUGACCCCAGAAGAACAACCCAUUUUUGGACAGCCCAACCAAAUUAACCUGUGACUCGAAUUGCAGUUUGCCCUAUGCUGUCAUCCCAUUAGGGCAUUUAUAUUGUAAUUUAGUAAUUCAGCUGUGCUUUAGAAAUUUUCAUUUGCCAUGUACGUUUUUGUCAGUUAAUGUGUUAAAUUAAAAAACGAUGCCUACAAA